Molecule: messenger RNA, 883 nt
Organism: Cydia strobilella
Lineage: Eukaryota; Metazoa; Arthropoda; Insecta; Lepidoptera; Tortricidae
Gene: Uxt
Product: protein UXT homolog
Exons: 2
Coding region: 212-673 (153 amino acids)
Biological process (GO): negative regulation of transcription by RNA polymerase II
Molecular function (GO): transcription corepressor activity
Source: RefSeq, a predicted model, not a curated record
CGUGUUAUGAUUUGUGAAGUCUGUUGAGGCAGUGAGUUUAGUACAUUUUAAUAUUCAAAAUUAAUAGUUUCAGUUUUACUAUGGUCGUUUAGUACUAUCUGAAUCUGAUAUCUUCAUUUGGUGCAAUGUGUGAAAUUAAAAAUGCGUUGUUACUAAAAGAAUAACUAGUAUUUUAAAAGUUUUAGCAGUACUUAAAAACUUGUUAAACGCCAUGGCCACUACACAAAUCGACGAAUCUAUCGCAAAGUACGAAGCGUUCAUCAACGACGUCUUGAAAGAAGAUCUAAAAAAGGUGGAUUGGCGGCUGCAGCAAAUCAACGCUGAAAUCACCGACUUGAUUCAACAAAAACACACAUUGGAGGUGGUGACUUCAAAAGAAAAACAUCCUGAAGGUUUCAAGACUCAGGUGAACUUAGGAUGCAACUUUUUUAUGGAGGCCUCAGUUCCGGACACUUCUAGAAUGCUAAUAAACGUUGGAUUGAAUCAUUUUCUAGAAUUUCCUGCGGAAGAGGCUGUGAAAUAUUUAGAUGUGAGAAUAAAGGCGUAUGAGAGAAAAGCGGAGGAGUUGAAAGACCAGAGUGCUAAGACUAAGGCUCAUGUCAAGCUGAUGUUGUUUGGUAUUGGGGAGCUGCAGGAAAAAGCAGCUAAAAAGCAAUUCCAUCAGCCAACAUGAGGAAACAAAAACAACUCUUGUGGAUAAAAUGCAACUUUCUGCACAGUUUUUGAAAAAUAAAGACAGCCUUUACAAGCUGGCGUGGUGAAAAGUAUGUUAAUAUAUUUAGCUCAGAAAAGUUUUGUUUUAUGCAAACAAAAUCAAUCACUAUCUUAAGAGUUGUAAAAAAUGUAUGUCCAGUGAUCUUUGUGAUCUUAUGUAAGAACUACG